AAACAGCAUCGUGGGUCCUGGAUACACCUCGGAGCGGAGAGGGGGAGAGAAGAAGGGAGCUGUGGCCAUCAGCCACCCACCCCUACAGCUCUUUUACGGCUGGGACCCACUUCCAGCCGUUGCAGCCAGUGCCAUGGCGGGAGAGGCCGAUAAUCAACGGAGUGUGUUGGAGCUGAUGGCUGUGUUUGAAGAGCACUGGGCCGGCAAAUUUGCCUGGAGGGACGAGCAGGUUCCGCACGGCCAGGCUACUCCUGCAACCAGCCAGCCCCAGCAGCUUCCAGCAUCCCCUGCCAGCCAGAGCCUCCCCCAGAUGGCUGCCAGGUACCAACCGGAGCAAGAGAAUGAGGAGGGACAGCAGGGUCAGCGGGGCCUCAGCUUCAAAUGCCUCCGUUCUUUCCGACACAAGAUCAGUGAGGACAACUGGAGGAGGCAGCAGGACCCGGGCCUGGAGCCUGGCAGCAAGGAGCCAGAGGAAAAGAAAAUCGCUCUGGAGCUGCUGGAGACAGAGCAGGCUUAUGUCAACCGCCUCCACCUUCUCGACCAGAUAUUCUAUACAGAGCUGAUGAAAGAAGCCAAAAAUGGGAAGACAGUCCCAGAGGAGGUGGUGAAAAUGAUCUUCUCCAACAUCUCCUCCAUUUACCAGUUCCACGCCAAGUUCUUUCUGCCAGAACUGCAGAAGCGCAUGGCGAAUUGGAGCUGCAACCCACGGAUUGGCGAUGUGAUCCAGAAGCUUGCACCGUUCCUCAAGAUGUACGGCGAAUACGUGAAGAACUUUGACAAGGCUGUGGAGCUCAUCACUAUCUGGUCAGAGAAAUCCCCACCCUUCCAGGAGCUCAUUGCUGACAUCCAGAAAAGGAAGGUCUGUGCUAAUCUAACGCUGCAGCACCACAUGCUGGAACCAGUGCAGAGGAUCCCACGCUACGAACUCCUCCUGAAAGAUUAUGUCCGAAAACUUCCACCCGAGUCCCCAGACCGGGACGAUGCAGAGAAGGCCCUGGAGAUGAUUUUCAUGGUGGCCAAGCACUCAAAUGCAGCUAUUGCCGAGAUGGAACGGCUGCAGAACCUCUGGGCAGUCUAUCAGCGGCUGGGCCUCGAGGACGACAUUGUGGAUCCCUCCAACGAGCUGAUCAAGGAGGGGCCGAUCCAAAAAAUCUCCACCCGCAACAACAGCACAUCGGAGAAGUACCUGUUCCUGUUCAACAACAUGUUGCUCUACUGCGUGCCCAAGGUCAUCCAGGUGGGCGCUGAGUUCCAGGUCCACCUCCGCAUUGAUGUGGAUGGCAUGAAGGUGAGGGUGCUGAACGACACGCAGUUCCCUCACACCUUCCUGGUCUCGGGAAAGCAGCGGACACUGGAGCUGCAAGCCAGGUCUGAGGAGGACAUGAACGCCUGGAUCAAGGCCUUCCAAGAUGCCAUUGACAGGAAGGAGAAGAGGAGUGAGACCUUUAAGACGGCGGUGCGUGGGCUGGAGAUGGGCACCCCUGCAUUGAAGACAGAGGAGCUGGGCCGCCGAGCCCCCCAGUGGGUGCGGGACAACCUGGUGACCAUGUGCAUGCGCUGCAAGGAGCCCUUCAACGCCAUCAUGCGCCGGAGACACCACUGUCGAGCUUGUGGAUAUGUGGUGUGUGCUCGCUGCUCUGACUACAAGGCCGAGCUGCAGUACGAUGGGAACCGCCUGAACCGUGUGUGCCAGGAGUGUUACAUCUUCCUGACGGGCCAUGUGGUGCCCGAGGACCAGGAGGGGAAGCACAAAGGCAUCCUGGAGAAAGGAGCCGCAGAAGUAUCGGGCAGGAGUUUGCUGUGCAGUUCCCUGCAGCUGCUGGACAAGAAUGGCAAGGGGGGCACUCGGGGCUGGUUCGUGAUCCCGCAGGAUGAUCCCCUUGUGCUGUACAUCUACGCGGCCCCCCAGGACGUCCGAGCACACACCUCCAUCCCGCUGCUGGGCUACGAGGUGAGGGACCUGCCCCAGGGCGACUCCCGCCACCCCUUCCAGCUGGUGCAGUCCCGGCAGGUCUACACCUUCGUGGCCGACACCGAGGAGCUGAAGCGGCGCUGGAUGAGGGCCAUGGCACGCUCCGCCGCGGGGAUCACAGACCCAGAGGAAGGCGAGGAUGGGGACUCCUGUGACGAAACAGAAUGA
Egretta garzetta (little egret) is the source of this 2140-nucleotide messenger RNA. RefSeq names its product FYVE, RhoGEF and PH domain containing 2 (gene FGD2). The coding region runs from base 134 to 2140 and encodes 668 amino acids. The transcript is spliced from 16 exons. NCBI's taxonomy places the organism in Eukaryota, Metazoa, Chordata, Aves, Pelecaniformes, Ardeidae. Gene Ontology annotation, molecular function: guanyl-nucleotide exchange factor activity; metal ion binding. Gene Ontology annotation, cellular component: cytoplasm. Gene Ontology annotation, biological process: cytoskeleton organization; filopodium assembly. The record is from RefSeq and is a predicted model, not a curated record.